AUGCAUACGCAUGUUCAUUUUUUUUAUUGUCAUUCCAUCAACUCGUAUUCGUUUUCUAAGCGGUUUUCUGUUUUUUUGUAUAAAAUAGUAAGUUUGAGUUUCUAAUAAUAAUAACAUUUUUCAUAUUCAUUUUUUUAGAUGAAACAAUCGGAAAAGUUGUCUUUCUUUCAAAGUGUUGUGGAAGACAUUCCCAACAUUUUGAAAAAUGCGAAAAAACACCAUAUGUUUUUCAAAUCAAUGGAAAUCAUUAUGAGAAUUUUGGGGACAUUGCAAUGUUUGGAUGAGGCAGGCAUUUUCAUUAACCAUGUAUGUUUUAAUUACAGAAAUCAACACAAACAAAAUAACUUUUCUAUUUUCAGGUUAGAACAAUUGACCUUCUCUAUGUGGAAAUUGUUAGUCACUUGUCGACUAUGGAAUAUGUUGUCGAAUUUGAACAACAAUGUCCGACUUCUGAACCGGCGACGCCAGCUGAUACAUAA
Molecule: messenger RNA, 479 nt
Organism: Caenorhabditis angaria
Lineage: Eukaryota; Metazoa; Nematoda; Chromadorea; Rhabditida; Rhabditidae
Source: the annotation of a GenBank genome assembly